This is a messenger RNA of Sinocyclocheilus rhinocerous, 2049 nucleotides long. RefSeq names its product tribbles homolog 1-like. Lineage: Eukaryota; Metazoa; Chordata; Actinopteri; Cypriniformes; Cyprinidae. Gene Ontology annotation, cellular component: nucleus. Gene Ontology annotation, biological process: positive regulation of proteasomal ubiquitin-dependent protein catabolic process; regulation of MAP kinase activity; protein phosphorylation. Gene Ontology annotation, molecular function: protein kinase activity; mitogen-activated protein kinase kinase binding; ATP binding. The coding region runs from base 550 to 1593 and encodes 347 amino acids. The transcript is spliced from 3 exons. The record is from RefSeq and is a predicted model, not a curated record.
UUUAGUAGUCGCUUGUCAGUGGUGACUAUUAUCGCUGUUUAGUUUCUGCUGUAUCGAUCGUGUUGUUUGUGAAUCCAACACGUCACCCACCUCAUAGUUUUACUGCCAAUGUUCUCCCAUUCACCGGAAUGAUUAAAAGAACCUUCCGAAUCGAUUUAAGUGAAUCAUUAAAAAGAACCGACUCGUUCGAAUCGGACAUCAGCUGAAAGUAGAGCUCAGAAAACAGCAUCAGUAGUUCAGUGAGUCAGACAGCCCUUCUCUCGGGCUCAGAUCUACACCGGGAAUAUUUCACACCACACAGCUGCCUCAUACAGUAUCUUUUGGGCUUCAAUGUUGUUCAAAAAGCUUUAACGGACUAAUGCAAAAAACACCUGGGAAACAAUGGAUAAGCGAAACUGCAAACCUAUGGUACAGAUACUUGCAUUUCACAUUCAUUAACGAGUAAGUAGGAUCUUUUUUGCUUUUUGCAGCGCAUGCACAGAUCCUUUCCUGGAAUAUGCUUGCGUGAAAUCAGACUUAUAUCAGUUUCAGCUACUGUAGUUUGUAAGAAUGAGCGUGCAGUUGCUUCAGAAUCCGGUACCGGGAAGACACGGACACAAGCGCUUUGACACAGACGAGCCCGUGACCAGAUGUCCGCGGCUCAGCGAGUCCUCGGCUGAUGCGGGUCUCCUGAGCUCCUCACCGGGAUCCCCGGUAAGCGGAGCGCCUCUGAGCGUCACCUCAGCCCACCAGGGUCCCGCUCGAAUUGGCCAGUACCUGCUAGUGCCCCUGACCGACCGACCGGGGGUGCACAGCGCUUUAGACAUGGACAGAGGGGAGGAACUGCUCUGCAAGGUGUUUGAUAUGGGCCAAUACCAGGAGAAAAUAAGAGCCUACAGCAUGCUCUCAAGUCAUAAGAACAUUGCACAGAUAAAAGACAUAGUUCUUGGGGAGAGCAAAGCAUAUGUGUUCCAAGAGAAGGAUUUUGGCGACAUGCACACCUUUGUAAAGAGUAGCAAGAGGCUUCCUGAAGACCUGGCUUCCAAGCUUUUCCACCAGGUGGUAUCUGCAGUGAACCACUGCCACCAGGUUGGCAUCAUUUUGGGGGACCUGAAGCUCCGCAAGUUUGUGUUCUCAGACGAGAAAAGGGCCCAACUGAAAUUAGAGGGUCUGGAGGACUGCCAUAUUCUGCGCGGAGAGGACGACUCGAUGUUCGAGACGCAUGGCUGCCCUGCGUACGUGAGUCCUGAGAUUUUAAACGGCGGAGUGUGUUACUCAGGCAAGCAUGCGGACGCGUGGAGCCUCGGCGUCAUGCUGUACACAAUGCUGGUGGGCCGCUAUCCUUUCCACGACCCGGACCCCGCAACCCUGUUCUCCAAGAUUCGACGGGGCACAUAUUGCCUCCCCGAUGGGCUGUCUCUAAGGGCACGCUGCCUACUUCGCAGUCUGCUCAGAAAGGACCCAGGCGAAAGACUGACCACAGCGGAGGUCCUCAUUCACCCGUGGUUUAAUGGCAACACGCAGGACACAGGAAAAGCAGAACAGGAAGUCAACCUGAGAGAACAGACAGUGCCCCAGAUAGAAAUGGAGCAGGACGAGGAUUUUUUCUCCUGAGGAAACCAAUAUAGCUUGAAUAUGGACCAAAACUGUUCGUGAUCUUGGUGUUUUGUUUUUAUUAUUUGGUUUCUUAUAUGGAUUUUGUAAUAGAUUCAGAAGUAUACACUCAGUGAGUACUCACUCAAAGUACUGUAUCAUGUGUGUCAGGUUUAAAGACAGUGUGCACAACAGCCAGUGUAGUCGUUUUGAAGUCGUCUUCUAGUGAACCAUUCUUGUGCUGUAUGAAGUGAAUGAGACUGGGCAUUAUGGGUCACGUGAUAACGAGAGAAUGUGAGAAUGUCGGCAUGGUGACUAACCUCGGCCUAUGGGGCAGACCUUUGGCUUCACUCUUACUGUCAAAACGAAUUGUCACUAAUUGAAUACUGCUGUACCAAAGGUACAUGUCUCCUUUUAUAGGAGGAGAAUGAAAACUAAAGGAAUCUGACACACGCAUACAUAUGGAGGACUAGAAGU